GCGGAGGGAGAACGGAGGUCUGUAGGAAGAGCUGAGCUUCUGUUUUGCGAUCCAGAUGGAGCAGAAAGAGAUCUGACGCCGCUGUGCUGCUGCUGCUGGAUCCUCUUCAACUCCGUGCUGGCUGAAGACACGAGUCGAGUUCACACCGAGGACGAGCUCUUCCGGAGUCUGUUUGGAGGCUACAGCAAGUGGACUCGUCCGGCGCAGAACAUCACGGAUGUCGUCAUCGUCAAGUUUGGCCUUUCGAUCGCACAGCUGAUAGAUGUGGACGAGAAAAAUCAGAUGAUGACCACCAACGUGUGGCUGAAACAGGAGUGGACAGAUUAUAAGCUGCAGUGGAGUCCCUCCGACUUCGACAACGUGACGUCCAUCAGAGUUCCUUCUGAGCUCAUCUGGGUGCCGGACAUCGUGCUCUACAACAAUGCAGAUGGAGAGUUCGCCGUCACCCACAUGACCAAGGCCCAGCUGUUCCACACCGGUCGGGUUCGCUGGGUUCCUCCAGCCAUCUACAAAUCCUCCUGCUCCAUCGACGUCACCUUCUUCCCCUUCGACCAGCAGAGCUGCAAGAUGAAGUUCGGAUCGUGGACGUACGACCGGGCCAAGAUCGACCUGGAGCCCUUGGAGAACACCGUGGACCUGAAGGACUACUGGGAGAGUGGAGAGUGGGCGAUUGUCAAUGCCGUGGGAACCUACAACACCAAAAAGUACGACUGCUGCCACGAGAUCUACCCCGACAUCACGUACUACUUCGUGAUCCGCCGCCUGCCGCUGUUCUACACCAUCAACCUGAUCAUCCCCUGCCUGCUCAUCUCCUGCCUCACCGUCCUGGUCUUCUACCUGCCGUCCGACUGCGGCGAGAAGAUCACGCUGUGCAUCUCGGUGCUGCUGUCGCUCACGGUCUUCCUGCUGCUCAUCACCGAGAUCAUCCCGUCCACGUCGCUGGUCAUCCCGCUCAUCGGCGAGUACCUGCUCUUCACCAUGAUCUUCGUCACGCUGUCCAUCAUCAUCACCGUGUUCGUGCUGAACGUGCACCACCGCUCGCCGGAAACCCACUCCAUGCCCAGGUGGGUUCGCAGGUGCUUCCUGUCGGCGGUUCCACGAUGGCUGUGCAUGAAGCGACCGGACCACGAGCUGAGGCCCGGCAGGCGGAGGCACCUGACCGAUAAACUCCUCGCCAUCCGGACCCCGGGUUCCUGCCACUGCACCUCCACCUGGAUCACUCAGGAGUCCGACAUCGAUCUCCAUGGUUACCAGGAUGACUGCCACCAGCUGGCCUCCUUGGAAACCAAAGGCGAAGCUAACGACUGCGACCUCCAUCCACACACACAUGACUUUUCAAGGUUUGGGGUGAAGCUGGCCGGUCGUUCCAGGAUCUCUUCUCCACCUUCCCCUCGCUCUCUGGGCUACACCCUCCUCCCACAGAGGCAGUCCACGCUCAGCCUGGACUGGGACACCCCUCCUGUGGAACAUGGUUUGGUCCAGAGCCCCUUGGCCUCUGUGCUGUCUCCCGCGGUGGUAUCGGCCCUGGAGGGGGUCACCUACAUCGCAGAGCACCUAAAGGCAGAAGAUGCAGACUUUUCAGUGAAGGAGGACUGGAAGUACGUUGCCAUGGUAGUAGACCGGAUCUUCCUGUGGAUGUUCAUUAUCGUGUGUCUGCUGGGGACGAUUGGACUCUUCCUGCCUCCGUGGCUCUCUGGGAUGAUUUAGAACCAAAAUGGAAAUCACAUUAACAUGACUAAAAAUCUACUUCAUGAAUAAAAUUAUCCGAUAAAGUGGACAGGCAUAUCCCAGAAGCACGGAAAGAAAAAAAGUCUAUUAAUGAACAGUAAAGCAUACUUUUUAGCUUCUCACAACAAAUCCAACAAAUUCGACAUUUUAUAUUGCCUUUAAAAAUUAUUCACCCACUUUUGGAAGUUUUCCGCUUUUAUUGCUUUUCAACAUUGAAUCAUGGUUGAUUUAUUUGGCUUCUAUGACAAUAAUGUACAAAGUAUGACGUUUAUGUCAAAGUAGAACUAAUUAAAAAUAUAAAAUGUAAAGUAAGUGAUCCAAGAAGUGCUCACCCCGUUUACCAUGACGAAUUUAACAUAGAAGUCAGCUGGCACGAGUUUAGUGAAGUAAAGAUUAUAUGAGUGCAGUGAAUGUGCCUCAGUGAUUCUAAUGUAAAGACAUCUGUAUCUGGACGGUCCAGUGACUGGUGAAUCAGUGCUUCUUCAUAGAACUAGACUAUGAUGACAAAAGAACACUUCAAGCAAUUCUGUGAAAAGGGUAUUGAAAAGCAAACAUCAGGGGAUGCAUUCAAAAAGUCACUGAAUAUCUCUUGGAGUCCAGUUAAUCAUUUUAUUGAGCAAAUGCACAAAAAAUGCAAAAUUCUGUUAAAAAUUCAAUCAAAAGUGAUUUUAAAUUUUGCUAUUUUUAAAUAAAACUUCAUCUGUGUGAUCCACAA
Messenger RNA from Acanthochromis polyacanthus (spiny chromis), 2443 nucleotides. Its product is annotated as neuronal acetylcholine receptor subunit alpha-2-like. Lineage: Eukaryota; Metazoa; Chordata; Actinopteri; Pomacentridae. The transcript has 8 exons. Gene Ontology annotation, molecular function: acetylcholine-gated monoatomic cation-selective channel activity; transmembrane signaling receptor activity. The record is from RefSeq and is a predicted model, not a curated record. The annotation marks the transcript as partial. Gene Ontology annotation, cellular component: synapse; postsynaptic membrane; neuron projection. Gene Ontology annotation, biological process: chemical synaptic transmission; monoatomic ion transmembrane transport; regulation of membrane potential.